Molecule: messenger RNA, 633 nt
Organism: Cokeromyces recurvatus
Lineage: Eukaryota; Fungi; Mucoromycota; Mucoromycetes; Mucorales; Mucoraceae
Product: HIT-like domain-containing protein
Exons: 8
Coding region: 17-442 (141 amino acids)
Biological process (GO): nucleotide metabolic process
Molecular function (GO): catalytic activity
Source: RefSeq, a predicted model, not a curated record
GCUUAUUUUCUACGAGAUGGCUAACGAACAUUUGUCUGACAAUUGUAUUUUCUGUAAAAUCAUCAAGGGUGAAAUUCCUUCAAACAAAAUUGCAGAAACUGAAAAGAGCUAUGCUUUCCUUGACAUUAAUCCCUUAAGUGAAGGACAUGCUCUUAUUAUUCCUAAAUAUCAUUCAGAGUUUUUCCAUCAACUCCCUGAUGAUGUUCUCGCUGAUAUGUUGCCUUUAGCUAAAAAGGUUGCACUUGCUAUUGGUUUAGAUAAUGGUCAAUACAAUUUGUUGCAGAAUAAUGGUCGCAUGGCUCAUCAGGAGGUUUUCCAUGUUCAUUUCCAUAUUAUCCCUAAGCCUAAUCCUGAACAAGGUCUUAUCAUUGGUUGGCCUCAACAAAAGUUUACUGCAGAAGAUUUGAAGAAGACUUUGAACCGUAUUAAAGAAAAAUUGUAAAAACACAUGUUAAGAAUAAAAUAUAUAUAAAUUUUGGAUAAAAAAAUAAUCUUGGUAAAGGAUCAUCACAGUGUCAACUUAAUAAAAUAAAUAGUUCUAAUUGGAUAAAACCGUGGAUUAACAACCUGUCUAAGUAAAAAUGUUGCUCGACAACCACCAAUUCGUUGUCAUGGUUAUCCAUUAUUAACUCG